AUGUUGAGGACUAGAACUCUUUUGAGCUCAGCUCGUUCAUUCCGUCGUACACCUUCAUUACUCUCGACUAGCCAGCGUUUGUUCACCACAUCAAGAGCAACAUCUGCGAAUGCUGCUUGGAGAAACAAAGCUUCCAUGGCUGCUUUGGGAACUGCCGCUGUCGCUUUCACUGUCUAUAACGCCAAAGAGGUCUACUGUGAUGCAAUUUCAGAUGACAAGCAACGUAAAACAGAGGGUCCAAUUAAUGACACUGAUCCCAUGAGACUUCGUAUGGAAGCCUUUGUCAAGGGUCUUCAGAACCGUAUUGUAAACGACAUUGAGCAAAUCGAUGGUAAGCAAUUCACACGUACUGCAUGGGAGCGUGCGGAAGGUGGAGAAGGUAUUACAUGCGUCCUUCAGGAUGGCAAUGUCUUUGAAAAGGCGGGUGUUGGUAUUUCCAUUGUCUAUGGUCAAUUGCCCAAGGCUGCUGUAGAGCAAAUGAGACACAACCGAGGCAAAGAUAUCAGCGCUGAUGGACCUGUGCCUUUCUUUGCUGCAGGCAUCUCUUUGGUUAUCCAUCCUCACAACCCUAAUGCGCCUACUGUUCAUUUAAAUUACCGUUAUUUCGAGAUUGAGAACCCUGAUGGUACUCCCAAGAUGUGGUGGUUUGGCGGUGGAUCUGAUUUAACUCCCUCCUAUUUGUUUGAAGAAGAUGCUAUCCAUUUCCAUCAAGUGCUCAAAGACGGCUGUGAUAAAUACGACAAGAAAUACUAUGGCCAGUUCAAGCAAUGGUGCGACAAGUACUUCUUUAUCAAACACCGUGGUGAAGCGCGUGGUCUUGGUGGUAUUUUCUUUGACGAUUUGGACGACAAGCCUGCUGACGAAAUUUUCAAUUUCAUCAAGGAAAUGGGUAACAGAUUCUCAUUAUCGUAUAUUCCUAUCGUCAAGAAGAGAAUGAACAUGAAAUUCACCCCUGAAAUGAAGGAAUGGCAGCAAAUUCGUCGCGGUCGCUAUGUCGAGUUCAAUCUGGUCUGGGAUAGAGGCACCAAGUUUGGCUUGGAGACGCCUGGUGCACGUAUCGAGGCCAUCUUGAUGUCUUUGCCUCUUACAUCUCGCUGGGAAUACAUGAAGGAAGUUGAGGAAGGCUCAAGGGAGCAAGAUUUAGAGGAAGUUUUGAAGAACCCAAGAGACUGGAUCCCACUUGAUUAA
Messenger RNA from Mucor velutinosus, 1188 nucleotides. RefSeq names its product Vacuolar protein-sorting-associated protein 60 (gene VPS60). Gene Ontology annotation, molecular function: coproporphyrinogen oxidase activity. The record is from RefSeq and is a predicted model, not a curated record. The transcript is spliced from 5 exons. Bases 1 to 1188 code for a protein of 395 amino acids. Gene Ontology annotation, cellular component: cytoplasm. NCBI's taxonomy places the organism in Eukaryota, Fungi, Mucoromycota, Mucoromycetes, Mucorales, Mucoraceae.